Molecule: messenger RNA, 858 nt
Organism: Onychostruthus taczanowskii (white-rumped snowfinch)
Lineage: Eukaryota; Metazoa; Chordata; Aves; Passeriformes; Passeridae
Gene: SGO2
Product: shugoshin 2
Exons: 4
Coding region: 1-858 (285 amino acids)
Cellular component (GO): chromosome, centromeric region
Source: RefSeq, a predicted model, not a curated record
AUGGAGAGGGUAUCUGAAGUUUGCAUGUUAUUAUGGAAGGAUACUGCUAAUUUUGUGAGGGGGCUAUUGAGUUGUAGAGAUCUGAAUCUGAGGACGGCUGGUCUAGGAAGAGAGAGAAUUAUGAUGGCGGGAGAAGUAUGGGUGAGACCUUGGAUGCUGAUGGUGUGUGAUACUGCUCUGUCUCUCACAGACAACUCCUCCAUUAUGAAAGUCUCCCUAAAGCAGAACAAUAAAGCAUUGGCUCUGGCCCUCAAUGCAGAGAAAGCCAAUGCACAGCGGCUCACGCAGGAGAAGACCAUCUUACAGAAGGAGGUGAAGCAGUGCCACUUCCAGAACGCUGUGCUGCGGCACAGGCUCUCCUUCCUGAAUGAUAUGUUGAAAAAAAUGGACAAUCUUAUGGCUGCAGUUAAGAUGGCCGAGCUGUCUGAGUUCCAUAUAAAUUCUGCAUCCUUGUGCAGUGGCCAGAAGAGCAUCAUGACUGAAGAUAGCUGGGCUGAUGAUAUUGCAGAUGGUCAGCUUCUGAGGGUUACACAGAUACCGAUGAGAGUGCCCAUUUCCAAGCUGCAUGAUGCAGAGCAGCAAGCUGGCAGCUCCACAGCACUACAAACAACCUCAGGAGAACUUCAGAGACCUGCUUCUAAUGCAGGAGAACUUCAGAGACCUGCUUCUAAUGAGACCUUGAAAAUUGUGCCUGUUGCCCCCCAAAAUACUUUGCCACCACAGCAUGAUGAGGACCCUCAGUUCCACCAGGAAGAGAAUGGCAAAAAGGUGACUGAAGCAAUGGCAACAGAGGAGGCUUUUCAUGACUGUCACAUAUUUGGAGGUAAAUUUGCAUCUCUUGCUGUUCUUCUGGUAUGA